Messenger RNA from Mercenaria mercenaria, 1027 nucleotides. RefSeq lists its product as uncharacterized. NCBI's taxonomy places the organism in Eukaryota, Metazoa, Mollusca, Bivalvia, Venerida, Veneridae. The transcript has 4 exons. Bases 37 to 564 code for a protein of 175 amino acids. The record is from RefSeq and is a predicted model, not a curated record.
CAAUAUUUUAUAAUAUUUAAAGUUUUAACUUUAAGAAUGAACAUUUAUCACGAAUUCCUUAACAUUGUUAUAAUAGUGGCACUAUGUAUAACAUGCUAUACCUGUCUACACAUCCCUGCUCAACGGGAGGACAUAAACGUUUGUACAGAAUGUGAGGAAAUGAUACAAGAAAAUAUACAGAGAACGUUGAUCGACAUUCACAUGUCAAGUCUUUGUUUAGAGGAAAAUCAUGACCUCAGCCCUAUUCUGGGUGGUGCGAGAAAUUCAGAAAUUUUGACAACAAGAGAAGAACUGUAUACCAGCGUUCAGGGGUUCGUUCUCGAAUUACAGAUGAUACAGACCGCGUGGAGAAUACAUGUAAAUCGGGACCAAUGUCUGCAUCAUAACCUACAUAAACAGUUUAAAAAGCUUAUUUGUUUGUUGAGGGCAGCCAAUCAGAAUCUAGAGGACUGCAUUAUUUCGAGACAGUACCAAUCCCCUAGAUUUUUUUCAGACACAAUUGAUCGCGCGGAAAAUUUUGUCAGAGACGUUUAUUCAACUCUUAACGGAUACGUAUCAGGAUAGAAAUAGAUAUGGUAAAAAGCUAUUGUGUUCAGUAGUUUAAAAACGCAAAAAAAUGAUCAACUACUUUCGUUUGAACUCUGGAGAUUUUUAAUCUUCAAUUGUCGAGGACGUUAUUAUAUUUUAAAAAUGUAACAGUUUUAAAAUUUAUUAUGAUCGUUCUGAAAUACAGUCUCUUUUAAAACUGUAUUUCAAAGUUAAUUUCGUCUGAUUAAAUUUUACUUUGUUGAGAUGUUAUGUUUACAGGGUAGUUUUGAAACUGUUUGGGUCGGCAGAAUUUCUUUACUAUUGUAAGCGCUUAUUCUCAGGGGAAAAUAUAAUCACAUUGUAUUACUUAUCUUUUUUUUUUAUUUAAAUCACUUAUGUUAUGUAGGUUUCAGUCCGUGUACAAGAAUUCAUGUUUAUGUAAACUGUUAUUUUAAUGUCUUACAUCUUCAUAUAUAAUAAAAUCUAUUAUAUCAGUCAA